Messenger RNA from Protopterus annectens (West African lungfish), 9147 nucleotides. It is a transcript of the gene THSD7A, whose product is annotated as thrombospondin type 1 domain containing 7A. Bases 455 to 5500 code for a protein of 1681 amino acids. The record is from RefSeq and is a predicted model, not a curated record. Gene Ontology annotation, cellular component: plasma membrane. The transcript is spliced from 30 exons. NCBI's taxonomy places the organism in Eukaryota, Metazoa, Chordata, Ceratodontiformes, Protopteridae. Gene Ontology annotation, biological process: actin cytoskeleton organization.
UCUAUGCAGUUGGAUCACAUCCUCAUGAUUCGCCUUUUUUUUUUUUUUGUUUUCCUCCCCAGCUGGUGUAAAUGACUGCUGCUGCAUAUCGAGCCAAGAUAACCUGCUCAGUCAGCUGGAGCCCCCUACGGACAUCUGUCUCUCUCUCUCUCUCUCUCUCUCUCUCCCUCAGCUGAUGGAAAACUGCCAGUACCCUGUGAAUGGAAGAGACUAGAGCUGUGGCAACAGUAACUGCAGAAGCAGUCUCAAGAAGCAGCUAAGCAGUCUAUUGUUCCCUCGCAGAAGCCAGUCUUUUACCUAACAUGCACAAUCGAUGGGAAGCAGCUUGUACUUUGUGUUCUUAAUGAAGAAACAUUGAAUGAGAGAGGGGCAAAGAAGUGUGCCUCCUGUUCUGCACCAGCAUUUUUUCUCUUUUGUUUGGUGGAUUGUGUUUUGAGGUCAAACUGCUGACGGAAUGGGGCUGACAAGGAAAAGAAGAAAUGUAUUCAUUACUCAUGGAGGGUCUGCCAAGGUUUCUGUCCCUUGCCUUAGAGCACUGAUAAUGCUUCUGUUUGCAAUCUGGGAUACUGCGGCACAGAGUGAAGGAGAAAUUAAAUCUACGUACAUAUGGAAGACGGGUCCCUGGGGCAGAUGCAUGGGAGAUGACUGUGGUCCUGGCGGCAUCCAGACAAGGGCAGUAUGGUGUGCACAUGUGGAAGGCUGGACAACACUACCAACAAACUGCAAGCAACACGAAAGGCCAGAAAAUCAGCAAAACUGCUUCAAAAUCUGUGAAUGGCAUAAAGAGCUUUAUGACUGGCAACUCGGUGACUGGAACCAGUGCAAGCCUGUCAGUUCCAGAUAUGUAGAGAAACCUCCUGAAUGUAUUAGAGGAGAGGAAGGAACUCAGAACAGAGAUGUAUCCUGUGUCCAAAAAUCAAAUGGUGCUCCAGCUGAGGAUGCCAUAUGUGAAUAUUUUGAGCCCAAACCACACUUAGAACAGGGUUGUCUUAUUCCAUGCCCUCAAGACUGUGUGGUAUCAGAAUUUUCUCCAUGGUCUGAGUGUUCUAAAACGUGCGGCAGUGGAUUACAACAUCGGACUCGUUCUGUUGUUGCCCCGCCAUUAUUUGAUGGAAGACCCUGCCCUAACUUGACAGAGUUCCAGGCCUGUCAGUUCAAUCCUUGUGAUGCAGAAGAAAGCCUGUACAGUCUAAAAGUUGGUUCUUGGAGCAGUUGUUCACUACCGCAUUCAAGAGAAGUACGGCAAACAAGAAAAAAAGGAAAGAACAGAGACAAGGAUAAACAAAGAGAAAAGGGUGUAAAAGAUGCUGAAAUGCGAGAACUUAUCAAGAAAAAAAGGAAUCGGAAUAGACAGAAUAGACAAGACAAUAAAUUCUGGGAUAUACAGAUUGGGUACCAGACGAGGGAGGUUACUUGCACUCACAAAAGUGGAAAAACAGUUGCAUUAAGUUUUUGUCAACAGGAGACAAUGCCAGUUACUUUUCAGUCAUGUAUCAUGACAAAGGACUGUCAAGUGUCUGAAUGGACUGAGUGGAGUCCUUGUUUCAAGGCUUGCUAUGAAAUAUCAUCUCCUAAAGGUAUCCGAAUAAGAACUCGGACAAUUAAACAAUUUCCUGUUGGUGGUGGAGCAGAAUGUCCAGAGUUAGAAGAAAAGGAGCAGUGCAGCCUUCAAGGAGACAGCAUCCCACCAUGUGCAGCGUAUGCUUGGAGGACUACUGAGUGGAGUGAAUGUCGUGUGGACCCAUUGCUUAACCAGCAGGAUAAAAGAAGAGGGAUUCAGACAGUACUAUGUGGAGGAGGGGUACAGACUCGAGAAGGUUACUGUGUGCAAGCGAAUGAAAACCUCCUUCUUUAUUUAAACACUCUCAAGGAAAAGGAAGAAAGUCAGUCUCAGACCAAGUCGAAGCCUAGCACAGCACCACAUCUAUCAAUCACUUUUGAAAUAACAGCAUCAAAACCUGUGGACAACAAGCUCUGCUCAGAACCAGUACCUAAUACCACACAGUUAUGUCAUGUACCUUGCCCAAUAGAGUGUGAAGUUUCCUCUUGGUCAGCUUGGAGACCCUGCACAUAUGAAAGCUGUGAUGAUCAACAGACAAAAAAAGGCUUUAAGCUCAGAAAAAGGAUUAUUGUAAAUGAACCCACUGGUGGAACUGGAAACUGUCCUCAUCUGAUUGAAGCAAUCCCUUGUGAGGAACCUUCAUGCUUUGACUGGCGGAUAGUGCGGCUUGGCGAAUGUGUGCCUGAUGAUGGAAAGCCCUGUGGGCCCGGGACUCAAAUUCCAGAAGUUGUCUGUGUCAACAAUGAUGGGGAUGAGGUUGAAAGACAGCUGUGUAUAGAUGCAGUCUUUCCAGCUCCAAUUAUCUGUGAUAUUCCCUGUCCAAAGGACUGUGUCCUCAGCAUGUGGUCCGAAUGGUCUUCGUGCUCACACACCUGCUCUGGAAAAAACACAGAAGGAAGACAGAUGAGAACACGCUCCAUCCUGGCAUAUGCAGGUGAAGGAGGUAUCCAAUGCCCAAACACUAGCUCCUUGCAGGAGGUGCGCAGCUGCAAUGAACAUCCAUGCACAGUGUACCACUGGCAGAGCGGUACCUGGGGGCCAUGCAUAGAGGAUACAUCUGUGUCGACUCUUAAUUCUUCCUCCAGCUGGAGCGGUGAGGCUGCCUGUGCUAUGGGAAUGCAGACAAGAAAGGUCAUCUGUGUACGAGUCAAUGUGGGGCAGGUAGGCCCCAAAAAGUGCCCUGAAAGUCUGCGACCAGAAACUGUGAGACCGUGUUUAUUACCUUGUACAAAGGACUGCAUUGUGACACCGUACAGUGACUGGACACCAUGUCCUACACCUUGUGAAGAAGGUGAUAUCACAAUAAAGAAACAAGUCCGUCACAGAGUUAUCAUCCAGUUUCCUGCCAAUGGUGGCCGUGAUUGCCCUGAGACUCUUUAUGAGGAAAAGGACUGCGAGACUCCUCCUGUGUGCUAUAGCUACAGAUGGAAAACUCACAAGUGGAGAAGGUGCCAGCUAGUGCCAUGGUAUGUUCGUCAAGACAGUCCUGGAGCACAUGAGACCUGUGGACCUGGUUUGCAAACCCGAGCGAUAAGCUGCCGCAGACAAGAUGGAGGACAAGCUGAUAUUGCAGACUGCCUUAAAUAUGCAGGAACCAUGCCAUCCUUGACCCAAGCAUGCCAAAUUCCUUGCCAGGAUGACUGUCAAUUCACAAACUGGUCCAAGUUUUCAAUGUGCAGUGGAGAAUGUGGAUCAGUUCGCACUAGGAAGCGUUCACUUGCUGGAAAAAGUAAGAAGAGAGAAAGAUGCAAAAAUACACAGGUAUACCCCCUGGUCGAAACUCAGUUCUGUCCCUGUAACAAGUACACUGCACAACCAGUGGGAAACUGGUCCGACUGCAUUCUACCUGAAGGAAAAGUGGAAGUGAUGCUUGGGAUGAAGGUUCAGGGUGACAUCAAGGAGUGCGGACAGGGAUAUCGCUAUCAGGCCAUGGCAUGCUAUGAUCAAGAUAACAGGCUUGUGGAGACAUCACGAUGUAACAGCCAUGGCUACAUAGAAGAAGCAUGUAUUAUUCCAUGCCCUUCUGACUGCAAGCUGAGUGAAUGGUCCAACUGGUCACGCUGUAGUAAAUCUUGUGGAAGUGGAGUGAAAGUGAGGUCAAAGUGGCUUCGAGAAAAGCCAUAUAAUGGUGGAAGACCAUGUCCCAAAUUGGACCAUGUCAGUCAGGCCCAGGUUACUUUGCAUUUCAAACAAGUAGAAGGACUGCUUUUUAAUGUGUAUGAGGUUGUCCCUUGCCACAGUGAUUGCAGUCAGUAUGUCUGGGUCACUGAACCAUGGAGUGUCUGCAAAGUGACCAAUGUGGACCUGAAAGAAAACUGUGGGGAAGGUGUUCAAACAAGAAAAGUCCGGUGUGUGCAGAACACAGUUGAUGGCCCAUCUGACCCUGUAGAAGACUACCUGUGUGAUCCUGAAGAAAUGCCACUUGGUGCCAGAAAAUGUGCACUGCCAUGUCCUGAAGACUGUGUUAUGUCAGAGUGGGGGCAUUGGAGCAAGUGUCCACUGCCCUGCAAUGAAAGCAGUGUCCGUGAGAGAUCAUCGAUUCCAAUAAGAAAACCUCCUGAUGGAAAGACCUGCCCUGAACCAACAGAGACAGAGUCCUGUAACCUAAAUAAAAAUUGUCAUCACUACAUGUAUAAUGUCACAGACUGGAGUACUUGUCAACUGAGUGAGAAAGCUGUUUGUGGAAAUGGAAUCAAGACCAGGAUGCUUGACUGUGUCCGCAGUGAUGGAAGAUCAGUGGAUCUCAGAUAUUGUCAAGAGCUUGGCUUGGAAAAGUCUUGGCAGAUGAACACAUCAUGUGUGGUGGAGUGUCCAUUGAACUGUCAGCUCUCAGACUGGUCAUCGUGGUCAGAAUGUUCCCAGACAUGUGGCCUUACAGGGAGAAUGUGGCGCCACAGAAAAAUAAUCCAGUCUUCUCAAGGCGAUGGCAGACCAUGUCCUUCCCAGAUGGAACAAUCCAAGCCAUGUACCAUAAGGCCUUGCUACAAGUGGCAAUAUGACCAAUGGUCUUCAUGCAAAGUUGAGGAUGCUCAGUGUGGACAAGGAGUUAGGUUUCGAAACAUCACCUGCAUGGUGUUUGAUGGGUCCCAAGAAGAUGAGGGGAAGGUUGUGGAGGAGGAAUUAUGUGGAGAUUUGGAACCAUCUGUAGAUGGAGACAAACAAAUUCUCCUGGAAGAGGAUUGCACAGUUCCAUGUCCAGGUGACUGUUAUUUAAUGGACUGGUCUACAUGGAGUCCAUGUCAGCUAACUUGUGUGAAUGGAGAAGAUUUUGAUUUUGGUGCAGUUCAAGCCCGUUCCCGUGCAGUGAUCAUUCAGGAACUUGAAAAUCAGCACAUGUGCCCAGAGCAGGCCUGGGAAUCUCGGACAUGCACGGAUGGGCAAUGUUACGAGUACAAGUGGAUGACUAGCCCAUGGAAAGGAUCUUCACGGAUGGUCUGGUGUCAGCGAUCGGAUGGGCUAAAUGUUACAGGGGGAUGUUCACUUGUAAGUCAGCCUGAUUUUAACAGAUCAUGUAACCCACCGUGCAUCAGUCCGCAUUCGUACUGUACUGAAAAUGGAGUGUGUGGCUGCCAAGAAGGUUACACAGAAGUUACAACUUCUGGUGGAAUUCUUGACCAAUGUACUCGCAUUCCUGUCUUAGAGAUUCCCACUGAAGGGAACAAAAAAGGUGAUGUGAAAACGAGCCGUGCAAUCAAUCCCACUCAGGCAACCAACAGUAGCACAGGACGUGGAGGAAGAACAUGGUUUCUGCAACCAUUUGGACCAGAUGGCAGGCUGAAGACUUGGGUUUAUGGUGUUGCUGCUGGAGCAUUUGUUCUGCUCAUCUUCAUAAUUUCUAUGAUUUAUCUAGCCUGCAAAAAGCCUAAGAAACCACAGAGAAGACAAAACAACAGAUUAAAACCUUUGACCCUUGCCUAUGAUGGUGAUGCAGAUAUGUAAAUUGUCUUGCCAGUGAAGUGUCCUUCAGGCGGGUAAAGUGUGUUGUUCAGCACAGACAGUAUACUUUACAGUGGAUUCUCAUCAUAGUGGAAAUUUCUAACUGCUAACAUCUAACAGCAUAAACUAAGUGAUAUGAAUGCCCAUGAAAUGCUUCAGUUAUUGUUUCUUAAAACGGAUUAUGUGUUGGCUAAAGUGAUGAAGGAUGACAGUCGUGCUUGCUAGAAGCAUUGGAUGAACUGCAUAUUGUGAGUUGUUAUGCUCAUAUGUAGACGGCUUAGUCACAGAGCAUACUUAUGGCUACAUGGGAGCUACUAUCUCUGAUGCCUGCUGUACAUGGAAUAGGUGUUGCUACAGUACUGCAGAAUCUGAUAAAUGGCACCUGAUCGUAAACUGAGAUCAUCAGUCAUUAUGCAGACAUCGAGACAACUUGAACUGACUUUUUAAGUAAGGCUUACAGAUGUACAUCCGCAUAGUCAGACAGCAUAUGUAUGUAGUAGUUUUGCCUGUUCUUCUGCUCAGAAAGCCAAGGAACAAUUAUGUGCUAAUUUCGUAACAAUUUCUAAGGCAAAUCUUCUGAAUGCAGUACAGCUCAUUGUGAACCUAUAUAAACAACUUCUUAACAACCAAACACUAAACUAGAAGACUGAUUUCUGUGAUAACUCCAGGCUAUUAAUGUAUAUACUCAAGAGAUGUUCUUGAUGUUCCACAUUGGUUAUCAUUCAAGUAUUAACAACCAUAUAUGUAAAUCUGACCGCAGGUUUCUACUUUCUCAACAUAUUGCUGCCAGCAUCUUUUUUGCUGUAUGCAAGGCACAUUUUUGCACUAUAUUAGUGCAGCAUGGGAUGCACUUAUCUAGUAAUGCCAUAGAACUGCCUAUUUUACUACAGGAUGACAAGUCUUGUGCUAGCAGUAUCAGUUAGAUGUUUACAGAACACGUCAUUGUUUAUGACAUCUUGGAGAAAGUAGGGUUCAUUUCUCUACUGUAUCAGGAAACAGUUGCCUCAUACAUGUACAUAAUAUUUAUUAUUAUGAGAUCCAUUUUGUAAAAAAAAAAACAAAAGAAAAAAGCUACUGAUGUGGUUCUUGCAGUGGCAGUAUUACUGGUGGUGUUUAGCUUCUUCCUGAAAGAUUUUGAAAAUGUGAUUUUUUUUCUUAUACACUUCAGUGUCCUGUAGCCUUCAUGUGGUAUGUAUGAUAUUUUUUUACUGUUUAAUUUAGAACACAGGUGUCAUUCAUGCUGCCUAGCAUUGCCGAAACAAAGUGCUGUAAAAGUAGUCAACAUUUACUCUGUGCAAGUAAUCCAAAUAAGUGAGGGUGUAAACACCUGCCAAUAGUAAUGAUGAAGACUAAAACAGCUCCAUCAAAAGGUUAGAGUGGUUAAGUCUGAAUUUGGGAUGCGCAUGCUUUUCACUAAAUGCACUGGGAACAUAAUUUAACAUAACAUACUGCAAAUAAUAAAUUGCUAAUCUCAGUUUGUUAGCUUUCGUAAUGAAACAGUUGUCAUGAAUGGUACCGCCAGUUUACUGAAAGCAUUCUGGAAAAUGAAUAAAUUAUAAUUUUCAAAUUAAAUUGACCAGAAAUCAUCCAAAUGUCUAUAUUCCCAUUAAAAAGAUUCACGUCUUCUUUCUGAAAAGCUGGAAUAUGUUAGUCCAAUUAGAAAGCAAAAUUCAGAAUUGUUACUGUGAUGUACUGUUUGAGAGGUUUGCCAUAAUCUAAGAUUCAGAUCAUACUGAUACAUGUUAAUUAUUGUUGGACUAACAGCAGAUAUAAAAACAAUUUAUUCAAUACGAGUAUGUAGUAUGAUAUCCAAAGAAAUGUCCAGUACAAUAAUGCCUGUCACAAUGUGGUUGACUGACAUUAGAAAAGUGCAUACUUUACAUAAGUAAAAAUGAAUCUACUAAUAAUUUAUUUUAGUUUGAAGUGAUUAUUUCCAGGAGUUUUUAAAGAACCAUAUGGGCAAAACACACAUUUAGUACUGUAGUUAUAAAACAAUUCCACUUGCAAUAACUUUAUUUUCUUCCUCGAAAGAGAAGAGAAAGAAAAUCUGAUCCACAGAAUGUUGAUGUUAUUUCUGGACUGCUGUCUCCCUGAGUUACUACAGGCUGAAGCUUUGACCAAAUGGAAGGAACACCACAUGAAGCUUCAAACCAUCAAAUAAAUAAAUAAAUGCCAUUAUUUUUCUUGAGGGGUGGCAACAUCAUCACCACUUCACCUCUAUACCUAAACAGAUUGAUUCCAAGGUUGCAUAAAAAUGGAGAAAUGAGAAGAUAUCACAAAAAGUGAAUCACUACCAGAGGGUAGCAAAAAAAUGCAGCAGCAAUGACUUUCUGUGUGGUAAAGUCCACUCACUGAAUUUCAAAUCUAUGAGCUGAAAUCAAUGAACUGAAACCUUUUUCAGUGAGUACUUGUCAGCUAGUAAGGUAACCUAUUAAUGAACUUAUUAACUAAUGUUAUUUAUACAUGUAUGUAAUGUAAAGCUGUUAUCAAUAUAAUUAAGCAACUAGUUUGCAAGAUGCAAUAUCUAUAUGUCUAUUUUUCUGUUUUGCUUGAAAGUAAGAUUUUUUUCUGCUUUGUCUAUGAUUAAAAUGGUUGUAAUUUUUUCCCUUGGAAAGCAAACUUGGAAAUUAGAAGUACAAGAAUAAUUUUUCCAAUUUUUAUAAGAACAGUAGACUGAAACGGCUUUCACUUCCAGAUAUAAUUAAACAAAAUUUAGACAUUCGAAAUGUAUAUUGGCAAUCUUAACAAAAAGCAGAUAAUACAUUUCAUGAGAUUUUGCAUUUUAGAAGCUAGAUGUUAUGACAUAAAGUUACUUUGCUCAUGAAUACUUUGAAAAAAUCCCUGCAUCAUUAGGAUUUUUAAAUCAAUGACUCAGACAGAAACUUUUAGAUCUUAAACACCACACACUUAGAAGAACAAAAAAUUAAUUAUAAUGUUUUAUAAUACUAAGGAAAUAAUAGCAUGAAAGAUAGAGAUAGGAAGCAGUAGUAAUAUGAUACACUUUGUUGGAUUAUCAUUCAGCUUACAAUAUACAGUUUUGAUUAAGUUUGGAGCUGGAUAACAAUGACCUUUUUGAAGUGUCUCUAUGUUGUGUUAAUACAAAAGAAACGUAAUGUCAGUGUUAUAGGCAGACAAGGAAUAUACCAUGCUAGGAUAUAUAGCACCUAGUAUUUUGGUACAUGUAGUAUCAGACACAACUAUUUAAAUAUCCAAGAGGAUUUCCAAGCUUUAACAUUAUGUUAUCAGAGCUGCUGCAAGAAGGAGGAAUAAAAAAUGUAUUUCUAUUUCAAGUUACUCCAUUGACAUUAUUAUUGAAUUACUGAUUACAUUUACAUGAAAAUAUUUAUCCUAAUUUAAUUUACUUGAAUAUCUUUUGAAUGUGGUGGCAGCUUUUGAAAUAAUGUUUACCACUUUUCUUUACAGUUUGUUUGUAAAUAUGAUGUGCAAUGUAUUUUUUUAAUUUUCAAGUUAAUGUAUAUUUCUUUUAUAUGCAAAACAAUUUACAAACCACCAUUGCAAGCUAAUGUACAGCAUUAUAGAAAUGUCUUUACUUAAUAUAUAACACAUGAACUGAUGGUAUGGCUACAGCAUUUUCAUGCUAACUUAUUUGAAAGUAACAUAUACUGCUGUCAAUAAAUAUUUAAAAUCUG